AUCGGAAAUAUCUAUUGUUCAAGAUGUUGCUGAAACAACUCAAUUAGUGGAUAGUGGUGAUGGCCAAAUGAUUUCUGAAUCACGAAAUAUCGAUGAUAUCGUUCAUCAUCAUCAAUAUGAUCUUGAACAACAACAACAACAACAACCACAGCAGCAACAACAACAACAAACAUCUUUGCUGGAAAAUUCUAUAAUCUAUUCUUUGAAUAAUAAUGAUCAUCAUCAACAACAUCAUCAUUAUGGUUUACAAACGAUAAACUAUAAUAAUUUUUCAUCAUUCACACAAUCAAUGAAUUCUAAUGUUGCUGCUGCUGCUGCUGCUGCUACUGUCCCAUAUUCCUAUAUAUUUGAUGUAUCAAAAUCAACAACAAAUUCCGAUUCAAACAACACAACAACAACAUUACGACAAAAUUUUGUUCCACCUACAUCACAUCCACACCAACCACCACAACCACCUACUUCUUAUCAUCAUCAACUUCAUCAACAUUGAGAUGUCUCUUUUUGAUUGUAUUUUUGGUCCUGCUCUUUAUCGAAUUUUUGAGAAUCCGCAUCGUAACUAUGAACCCUAUAAUUUGGAACGUUAUACAGAUCGAAUAAUUCGUUUUAUACAAUUCUGUAAGAAUACAUUGACAUAUGUUUCACCAUUAUUGGCCUAUCAAUUAUAUUGUCAAACACGUGAUACAGAACAAUCUGAAUCAUCAUCAUCAUCAUCAUCAUCAUCAUUGUUAUCAUUAUUAUCGAAUAGUACAUAUGUUCGACUUUUAAUGGCAUUUACAUCCAUUUACAUUUUGGCAAAUUUAUUACGUGGAUUUUCACGUUCCAUUAAUCCUAAUUAUUGUCAAUUUAUUCGAACAUUUAAAACUGCAUCAACAUCAUUGUUGGCCGAUCAUCGUGGUGAUGAUGAUGGUGAUAUCCGUAAACGAAUAAUCGAUGCUAGAAAUAUAGUUCGUGAAAAAUAUGAUUAUGAUUUUCAACAUUGGCCCAUUGAUUUCAAAUGGACUGAAGGUAGAUAUUGUUAUGAACGUCCGGCAAAACUAUUACCAAUAAAAGAAGCUAGUAAUGAAACAUUGAAUGAAAGUCCAGUAGUGAAUAUGGUUUCAUAUUUAAUGGCCAAUUCUAUUGGAAGAAUCUUACUUUAUCCUGGAUCCAUUGGUUUGUUGCAAAAAGUUAUCGAAAACAAUCUGAUUACUGGCCGCCAUUUUCUUAUGGAAAAUUAUCAAGCCAAACGUUUUAAAUUGCUUGCACGAGACCAAAAUCAAAUUGAUGUCAUUUUUGUUGAUAAAAGAAAUCCAAAUAAUAAUCGAACCUAUCCUGGUAAUACAUUAGUAAUCACAUGUGAAGGUAAUGCUGGUUUUUAUGAAAUUGGAUCGGUCACAACACCGAUCAAUCUAAACUAUUCGGUUAUUGGAUGGAAUCAUCCAGGAUUCGGCGGUAGUACUGGAACACCUUUUCCACAGAAUGAUAUAAAUGCGAUGGAAGUUGUCGUGAAUUUUGCUGUAACCAAAUUGAAUUUCAAAUUAGAAGACAUUCUUAUAUUUGGCUGGUCAAUUGGUGGUUUUCCUGCCGCAUGGGCUGUAUCGAAUUAUCCAGAACUGAAAGGUGUUAUACUUGAUGCAAGUUUUGAUGAUGUACUUCCAUUGGCACGUUCACGAAUGAUGCCAUUUUUAGCACCGAUUGUUGAUUCUACUAUAAGAAAUUAUUUCAAUCUAAAUGUAUCAUCAUAUUUGAAUCGUUAUCAAGGUCCAAUUCGAUUUAUUCGACGAUUAAAAGAUGAAAUCAUUCCAAUCGAUGCAUCACGGCCAUUAUUAACAAAUCGUGGUAAUCAUUUGUUGAUUAAAUUAUUAAAAUCACGUUUUCCACGUUUAAUGUCACACGAUGAUAUUAGUGAUGAAGUAGAACAAUUUCUUCAUUCAGAAAAUUAUGGUUAUUUACUUCGUAAAGUUGAUGAUAGUAAAGUAAUGGAAGCAUUAUCACGUUAUGCACAGAAAUCGGCAAUGGAAAAAUAUCCAAUUGAAAUUGAUGUUGAUAAAGAUUUAGAGAUUAGUAUGUUAUUGGGACAACAAAUCAUUUUAUUCUUGUGUCGUGAAUUAAUGACUCAAUUUGAUUCAACACAUUGUACACCAUUACCAUCAAGUUUAUUCAAAGAACCUGUCGAUUUGUUAUCAUUGAUUAAAAAAGCAUAAAAUUGUCAUUACAUUGUCAUCGGAUGAUCAUCAUCAUAAUUGUUGUUUGUUGUUGUCAUGUUGAAUGAAAAUGUUAAUGAUUCAUGGAAAAAAAUGAUU
Dermatophagoides farinae (American house dust mite) is the source of this 2282-nucleotide messenger RNA. Lineage: Eukaryota; Metazoa; Arthropoda; Arachnida; Sarcoptiformes; Pyroglyphidae. The record is from RefSeq and is a predicted model, not a curated record.